CAAACACAAAAGAUUUAAGUUUACCUCUGACCUGUUCGUUUGGUAAACCAAGUUACAUAAAAUAGGACGCUGUACCUGGACUUCGUCAUAUCGGGUUAACUUCUGCACAACCCUCCUUACAACAACGACAAAAUGGCAGGACGUGACAAGGCUGCUGAGCAGCUGAAGGAGUUCAAAAAGACCCAAGUGAAGGAAGAUGUGUUGACCACUGGAACAGGUGCCCCUGUGGGUCUGAAGACAGCCACAAUGACAGUUGGUCCACGGGGGCCGGUCCUUCUCCAAGACUUCGUCUUCACUGAUGAGAUGGCACACUUCAACCGUGAAAGAAUCCCAGAGAGGGUGGUCCAUGCCAAAGGAGCAGGAGCAUUUGGAUACUUUGAAUGCACCCAUGACAUUACUAAAUACACAAAAGCCAAGCCCUUUGAAUUUGUUGGCAAGAAAACACCCCUGGCUGUUAGAUUCUCCACUGUUGGUGGAGAGAGCGGAUCUGCUGACACAGCCCGUGACCCCCGGGGUUUCGCUGUAAAAAUGUACACAGAAGAAGGAAACUGGGACAUAGUGGGCAACAACACCCCUAUCUUCUUUAUCAGAGACCCCAUGUUGUUUCCCAGCUUUAUUCACACACAAAAGAGAAACCCCCAGACUCAUCUCAAGGACCCUGACAUGUUCUGGGACUUCAUUACUCUGAGGCCGGAAACCACACACCAGGUGUCCUUCCUGUUCUCAGACCGAGGCACACCGGACGGUUAUAGGAGGAUGAACGGCUACGGCAGUCACACGUUUAAACUGGUCAACAAGGAAGGCAAACCUGUGUACUGUAAAUUCCACUGGAAGUGUGACCAAGGCAUCAAGAAUCUGAUGUCAGAUGAAGCCGCCCAGCUGGCCACGGAUGACCCAGACUACGCCAUCAGAGACCUGUAUAACCACAUCUCUGAGGGAGACUUCCCCUCCUGGAGUCUCAAAAUCCAGGUCAUGACCUUUGAGGAGGCAGAGAAAUUUCGAUACAAUCCAUUUGACCUUACCAAGAUUUGGCCACAGGGAGAGUUCCCCCUGUUACCUGUUGGGAGAAUGGUCCUGAACAGAAAUCCAAAGAACUACUUUGCCGAGGUGGAACAAAUUGCCUUCUCACCUGUUCACAUGAUUCCUGGAGUUGAGGCCAGCCCAGACAAAAUGUUGCAGGGCCGCCUGUUUUCUUACUCGGACACACACAGACAUCGCCUGGGCAGUAACUACCUGCAGAUUCCCGUCAACUGUCCAUUUAAUGCUAGAACCAAGAAUUACCAGAGGGACGGACCACAGUGUGUGGAUGAAAACCAAGGUGGUGCUCCGAACUAUUUCCCUAACAGUUUCUCUGGACCAGUGGACAACCCCUCCAAUCUGGAGAGUGAAUUCUCCAUCAGCGGAGACGUCAAGCGUUACAACACGGCUGAUGAGGACAAUUACUCCCAAGUCGGAGUAUUCUGGAGAAAGGUUCUGAAGCCAGCUGAAAGACAGAGACUGGUGGAGAAUAUUGCCGGUCACGCGAUCAAUGCCUCGGACUUCCUACAGAAGAGAGUGGUCAAGAACUUCAGCCAGGCAGACCCCGAGUACGGCCGGGCCAUCCAGGAAAAGCUCGACCAACUCAAGGCCCAGAGAAAGGCCAAGAGUGGAGUCUCUGCCCAGCUGUAGAGAAGUUCAACAGUCGAAGUUUGUGAUAUAGGGCUAGACAGUAUUGAUUCUUUACCCCACAGAGUACACUAUAGGCUAUGUCAUCAUUACUAUGAAUAUGAUGUCAUUUUCAUUGUGACAUCAUCAACUGUACUUCACAGAGGACAUUAUCAUGCUAUUGUGACAUCAUCUACUGUGAUUCAUUGAGGACAUCAUCAUGUACUUUGAUUCUGUAAAAGUGAUACAAUGAAAUCAUAAUGACCUUUUAAUUCUAAUAUAUUCUUAUCAAUAUAUUUGAACUCUUUGAAAUUUUAAAUUAUGUGUUCAUUUAUACACAGGAAAUGAUAUAAAUAAUAGUUGAGUUAUUAUAAUGAGGGCCUUGACUGAUAUGUAUUUAAUUCGUACUAAGUUCAUGUUUGUUUAUUUUUUAGCCAAACUUUUGAUUCUAAUUGACAAUGUUUAGGUUUUCCUUAAGGUUUUAAAUUGUUCUGUGUUUGAACAUUGAUUGACUUUGAAUUGAAACAGGAAAGAAUUAAAAAUUAUUUUUGCCUUGCUCAAGUGAAGAGAAACAAAUAGGCUUUUUCCUGGAAUUGUGAUAGAGUCUGAGAGCUUCCUUCCUGAAGGAAUUAAACUAUUAUUUUGAGUGAUUUAUGUCGAUAUACAAUAUAUUUAGAUGAAAUAUUACUAAUUAUGUUUUUCAUACAAGUACUUUAUAUAUUUAAGCUUUGUUAUGUCAUCUUUUAAUUGUAAUUACAUGCAGUAAACUAUUGAAAGUGAUGAAUAAAUGAGAGACAAUCUACAACAUUGAUCUAUUUAUUGAUCCUAGUAAACAAUCUUUGGAAUAAAUAUAUAUACAUGCAUAAA
Messenger RNA from Magallana angulata, 2511 nucleotides. RefSeq names its product catalase-like. The record is from RefSeq and is a predicted model, not a curated record. NCBI's taxonomy places the organism in Eukaryota, Metazoa, Mollusca, Bivalvia, Ostreida, Ostreidae. Gene Ontology annotation, biological process: hydrogen peroxide catabolic process; response to hydrogen peroxide. Gene Ontology annotation, cellular component: mitochondrion; cytoplasm; peroxisome. The transcript has 12 exons. Gene Ontology annotation, molecular function: catalase activity; heme binding. The coding region runs from base 133 to 1668 and encodes 511 amino acids.